AAUAUGGCCGCGCCCACAGACUGCUGUAGUCUGAGUGAUUUGCAAAGGAAAUUAACCGCUUUGCAACAGAAAUUAGACGAAAAGACGAAAGAAUGUGAUGAUCUUAAGAGAGGAAUAAAAACAGAACACAACAAUUCUACAAUAGAGGAUAAGGAUAGGCUAAACUCUUCAUUGUGUGACGGAGAUGGCCGCAAGUGUGGUGUUCCAGAGUCUGUAUCAAGAGGAUAUUACUCAAGAGCCUUAUCUAAUAAAGAAAUUGCACGUUAUAGCAGGCAGUUAAUUUUGCCAGAACUAGGAGUAAAAGGUCAACAAAGAUUACGCCAAUCAUCAGUUCUUCUUGUUGGCGCUGGAGGGUUGGGCUGUCCUGCUGCAAUCUAUCUUGCCGCAGCUGGAAUAGGUUGCAUAGGAAUUGUCGAUUAUGAUGAAGUGGAACUUAGUAAUUUACACAGACAGAUUUUGCACACAGAAGCCCGGAUUGGGUGGGUAAAGUCAACCUCAAUUGCUGAAGCGAUUCACAGCCUCAACUCAACCACCGUCUGCAAUGCAUAUCACCUUGCAUUGAACAGUGACAAUGCCCGACAAUUAGUGGAGAAAUAUGACAUCAUUUUGGACUGCUCAGAUAAUGUUGCUACUCGUUAUCUACUGAAUGACUGCUGCGUGCUGUGCAGUAAGCCUCUUGUAUCAGGCAGUGCUCUAAGAUGGGAAGGACAGUUGACCGUAUAUGGCUGGAAAGGUGGACCAUGUUACAGAUGUUUAUAUCCCAUACCUCCACCUCCAGAGACUGUCACAAACUGCUCAGAUGGUGGAGUUUUAGGAGUAGUGCCAGGCAUCAUAGGCAGCUUCCAAGCCCUAGAGGCAAUUAAAAUGGCUGCUGGAAUCAACACGAGCUUCUCACAGCGUCUCAUGUUGUUUGACGGAUUAGAUGGCAGCAUGAGGUUCAUAAAACUUCGUGGUAGGCAAGACAGCUGUAAUGUGUGUGGCCGUAAUCCGGCCAUCAUGCAGCUACUUGAUUACGAGCAGUUUUGUGGUACGAGUGCAACAGACAAAGAACGAUGCCUCCACCUGCUGAAUAAAGAUGAACGCAUCUCUGCCAAGGAGUACAAAGCAAUGCUGGAAAGAAAAGAAGAUCACAUGCUACUGGAUGUUAGGCUGCAAGUAGAAAUGGACAUCUGCCAACUGCCCAAUUCUUAUAACAUUCCAAUUGGAGAUUUAAAGAAGGAAUCCAGAAUGAAAGAACUGCAGAAAGUGCUAUUAGAUGGCAAUUCCAAUGCAUUAUUUGUAGUGUGUCACCGUGGCAACGACUCCCAAAAGGCAGUGAGACACUUACAGCAGCAGUUCAAGAAUGAUGACAUUGAAAUCAAGGAUAUCAUAGGAGGAUUACAUGCCUGGUCAAAACAUGUAGAUCCCUCAUUUCCAAUAUACUAAUCAACCAUUCUCUUAGACAA
Priapulus caudatus is the source of this 1445-nucleotide messenger RNA. RefSeq names its product adenylyltransferase and sulfurtransferase MOCS3-like. Gene Ontology annotation, molecular function: URM1 activating enzyme activity; adenylyltransferase activity; thiosulfate-cyanide sulfurtransferase activity. Gene Ontology annotation, biological process: tRNA wobble position uridine thiolation; protein urmylation. Bases 4 to 1425 code for a protein of 473 amino acids. Gene Ontology annotation, cellular component: cytoplasm; cytosol. NCBI's taxonomy places the organism in Eukaryota, Metazoa, Priapulida, Priapulimorpha, Priapulimorphida, Priapulidae. The transcript has 10 exons. The record is from RefSeq and is a predicted model, not a curated record.